AUGCUUUCGACUGUGGGCUCCCUAGUGGCUAGAAUAUGGUCAGCAAUCCAUCUCUGGACUCUGCUGCUCACUCUUCUCGUCUUCCGGCUCCUUGCUGACUACCUCAAAAACAGGCGCCCCAAGAACUAUCCUCCAGGGCCCUGGCGCCUGCCAUUUGUGGGCAACUUGUUCCAGUUUGAUUUAGAUGUGUCACAGCUGCACUUGAGGAUCCAGCUGUUUGUGAAGAAAUAUGGAAACCUAAUUAGCAUUGAUUUUGGUAACAUCUCUUCAGUGGUCAUAACUGGACUGCCCUUAAUCAAAGAAGCUUUCACUGACAUGGAACAAAACCUUUUGAAACGCCCCAUUAUACCUAGCAGGAAACAUGUGUUUAAAGAUAAUGGAAUUAUCUUUUCUAGUGGUCAGAAAUGGAAGGAGCAAAGAAGGUUCGCACUGAUGAUACUCAAGAGUUUUGGAUUAGGGAAGAAGAGCUUAGAACAGCGCAUACAGGAGGAGGCUUACCAUCUUGUGAAAGCCAUGGAAGAGGAGAAAGGACAGCCUUUUGACCCUCACUUCAGGAUCAACAGUGCAGUUUCCAAUAUCAUUUGCUCCAUCAAUUUUGGGGAGCGUUUUGAGUAUGGUGACAACAAGUUUCAGGAGCUACUGAAGAUAACAAAUGAAACCCUAUCUGCUGAGACAUCAAUGAUGUUAGUGCUCUACAAUGCCCUUCCUUCCAUAAUGAAAUAUCUUCCUGGACCACAUCAAACAGUUUUCAGAAAUUGGGAAAGACUGAAAAUGAUUGUUUACCAUAUGAUGGAGAGUCACCGGAAAGAUUGGAACCCUGAUGAACCGAGAGACUUCAUUGAUGCUUUCCUUACAGAAAUGACAAAGUACCCAGACAAAACUACUACAAGUUUCAAUGAAGAAAACCUCAUCUGCAGCUGUCUAGAUCUCUUCAUUGCUGGAACUGAGACAUCAUCCACAGCACUGCGCUGGGCACUGCUCUAUAUGACACUCAACCCGGAAGUGCAAGAAAGAGUACACUCUGAGAUUGAUGGAGUGAUUGGACAAUGGAGGCAGCCAAGCACUGGUGACCGAGACUCCAUGCCCUACACCAAUGCUGUCAUCCAUGAGGUGCUGAGGAUGGGCAACAUCGUCCCCUUGAAUGUUCCCAGGGAGGUAACAGCAGAUAGCACGUUGGCUGGAUUCCACCUGCCUAAGGGCAAAAUGAUCCUCACCAAUUUGACUGCUCUGCACAGGGACCCCAAAGAAUGGGCCACUCCAGAUAUAUUCAAUCCAGAGCACUUUUUGGAGAAUGGACAGUUUAAGAAGAGAGAAUCCUUUCUGCCUUUCUCAAUGGGAAAGAGAGCUUGCCCUGGAGAACAACUGGCCAGAACUGAGCUGUUCAUUUUCUUCACUGCUCUUAUGCAAAAAUUUACCUUUAAGGCCCCAGUUAAUGAAAAGCUGAGCCUGAAGUUCAGAAUGAGUGUCCCCAUUUCCCCAGUCAGCUACUGCAUCUGUGCUGUCCCUAGACAAUGAUGCUGGAGAAAGAAAGAGAAAAGAGAACAGGAAGAUAUGCUCUGAAUCUUCUGGGCCUUCCUCACAAGAAAGGAAAAAGAUGUCACAAAAUGAAAGUAAUUCAGGAACUAUUAAAGAAAUUUGGCUAAGAAAAAUGAGCCUAAUUUUUGGAAUGCUAGCCCUUUCUUAAUUUGGUGUUUGACAAAAUACUUAUAAGCUUCAUGACAUACCUUUUCAUCUAAAAUUUCAAGGAGAACUGUGGUUCCUCCUAUAAAGAAAAUGCAUUGCAUUUAAUUUAAAAUUAAUUAAAAAUCAAAAAUUUUAAUUAAUUAAAAAUUGAACACACUGAGUGCAUCAGAAAUUACAUCUCUAGUGGUAUGGUGUCAGUGGCCUCCUUUCAUACAUUGGUAUUUAUGUCUGGCCCAUUGAAAUGUUAGCCUAAAAUAAUGCAAAGAGAGAAUAAGAAUCGAAAAUGAGCUUCUCUUUGCAUCUAAAGAAAUAGCCAUGAAAUCUCUCUCAUAUGAUCAAAUUGACCCUAACUUAUAGAGUUCUACUUCCAAGUGUUUCUUGAGAACAGCAGAACAGGGAUGCUUUCCUACUCAGAGGCAGUGAAAGCAAGGGGCAUAAAAUCAGUUGCUUUUUUAUUUUAAUUUUUCUCUGUUCUUUAUAAAUUUCACAUCAUGUACCCCAUUCCCUUUCACUUCCCUUUCAUAUUGUGCCCACUCUUCAUCCUUGAAACUUCUCCCAGAGAAUAAAACAGCUUGUGAAGCA
Messenger RNA from Mus musculus (house mouse), 2265 nucleotides. RefSeq names its product cytochrome P450, family 2, subfamily j, polypeptide 7 (gene Cyp2j7). The record is from RefSeq and is marked validated. The transcript is spliced from 9 exons. Gene Ontology annotation, molecular function: oxidoreductase activity, acting on paired donors, with incorporation or reduction of molecular oxygen; monooxygenase activity; iron ion binding. Bases 1 to 1515 code for a protein of 504 amino acids. Gene Ontology annotation, cellular component: endoplasmic reticulum membrane. Lineage: Eukaryota; Metazoa; Chordata; Mammalia; Rodentia; Muridae.